Molecule: messenger RNA, 372 nt
Organism: Staurois parvus
Lineage: Eukaryota; Metazoa; Chordata; Amphibia; Anura; Ranidae
Source: the annotation of a GenBank genome assembly
ACUGGAAGGGGGGGAAAGUGUCCGGACUGGAAGGGGGGGGAAAGUGUCCGGACUGGAAGGGGGGAAAGUGUUCGGGACUGGAAGGGGGGGGUAAAGUGUCCGGACUGGAAGAAGGGGAAAGUGUCCGGACUGGAAGGGGGGGAAAUUGUCCGGACUGGGGAAGGGGGGAAAGUGUCCGGACUGGAAGGGGGUGAAAGUGUCCGGACUGGAAGGGGGAAGAGUGUCCGGACUGGAAGAAGGGGAAAGUGUCCGGACUGGAAGGGGGGGAAAGUGUCCGGACUGGAAGAAGGGGAAAGUGUCCGGACUGGAAGGGUGGGAAAUUGUCCGGACUGGAAGGGGGGAAAGUGGUCCGGACUGGAAGGGGGGGGAAAG